Messenger RNA from Penicillium odoratum, 1656 nucleotides. It is a transcript of the gene cp3, whose product is annotated as carboxypeptidase C PRC1. Lineage: Eukaryota; Fungi; Ascomycota; Eurotiomycetes; Eurotiales; Aspergillaceae. Gene Ontology annotation, molecular function: serine-type carboxypeptidase activity. Gene Ontology annotation, cellular component: fungal-type vacuole. The coding region runs from base 1 to 1656 and encodes 551 amino acids. The record is from RefSeq and is a predicted model, not a curated record. Gene Ontology annotation, biological process: proteolysis. The transcript is spliced from 2 exons.
AUGAGACUUCUCCCGGCCACGUUGCUGGUGGGAGCCGCUUCGGCGGCUGUUCCACCUAUGCAGCAGGUCAUGGGUGGCCUGCAGCAGCAGUCACAGGGUCUGGUCCAGGAGGGUACAGACUUCUUGUCCAAGCCAAUCGAGAAGCUCCAGGACCAAUUCAAGACCCUCUCUGCCGAGGCUCGUCAAAUGUGGAAGGAGGUGUCUGAUGCUUUCCCCAACUUGGACCAGACUCCCAUGCUUUCGCUUCCUAAGAAGCACACUCGCCGUCCUGACUCCCACUGGGACUCUGUCGUCCGCGGUGCCGAUGUGCAAAGCGUCUGGGUCGAGGGUGCCGAUGGCUCCAAGCACCGCGAGCUGGAUGGAAAGCUGGAGGCUUAUGAUCUCCGCGUCAAGAAGGUGGAUCCCAGCACCCUUGGCAUCGACCCCAAGGUCAAGCAGUACAGCGGUUACCUUGACGACAACGAUAACGACAAGCACUUGUUCUACUGGUUCUUUGAGUCCCGCAACGACCCCGUAAAUGACCCCGUUGUCCUCUGGUUGAACGGCGGUCCCGGCUGCUCCUCUCUUACCGGCCUGUUCAUGGAGCUUGGACCUAGCUCUAUCAAUGCCAGUAUCAAGACUGUCUACAAUGAGUUCUCCUGGAACUCCAAUGCCUCUGUGAUUUUCUUGGACCAGCCAGUCAACGUUGGCUACUCCUACAGUGGGUCUGCUGUCAGCGAUACUGUGGCUGCGGGCAAGGAUGUCUACGCCCUGAUGUCCCUCUUCUUCAAACAAUUCCCUGAGUACGCCAAGCAGGACUUCCACAUUGCUGGCGAGUCCUACGCUGGCCACUACAUCCCGGUCUUUGCUACCGAGAUUCUCGCCCACAAGAACCGAAACAUCAACCUUAAGUCCGUGCUCAUCGGUAACGGCCUGACUGAUGGUCUCACUCAGUACGAGUACUACCGUCCCAUGGCCUGCGGUGAGGGUGGUUACCCGGCUGUCCUGAGCGAGAGCGCCUGCCAGUCUAUGGACAACGCCUUGCCUCGUUGCCAGUCCAUGAUUGAGUCUUGCUACAACAGUGAGAGCGCCUGGGUCUGUGUACCUGCCUCUAUUUACUGCAAUAACGCUCUUUUGGCUCCCUACCAGCAGACUGGCCAGAACGUCUACGAUGUCCGCGCCAAGUGCGACCCCGAGGCCGGCGGUCUGUGCUACAAGGGCAUGAGCUAUGUCAGCGACUACCUGAACAAGAAAGAGGUUCGCGAGGCUCUGGGUGCUGAGGUUGACGGUUACGACUCCUGCAACUUCGACAUCAACCGUAACUUCCUCUUCCACGGUGACUGGAUGAAGCCCUUCCACCGCCUGGUCCCAGGCCUUAUCGAGCAGAUUCCUGUGCUCAUCUACGCCGGUGAUGCCGACUUCAUCUGCAACUGGCUCGGCAACAAGGCCUGGACCGAGGCUCUGAAGUGGCCUGGCCAGAAGGAGUAUGCCGGUCUUGAGCUGGAGGACCUUGUUAUCAAGGACCAAGAGCACAAGGGCAAGAAGAUUGGUCAGGUGAAGUCUCACGGCAAUUUCACCUUCAUGCGCCUCUUCGGUGGUGGCCACAUGGUCCCUAUGGACCAGCCUGAGUCCAGCUUGGAGUUCUUCAACCGCUGGCUCGGUGGUGAGUGGUUCUAA